Prorocentrum cordatum is the source of this 371-nucleotide messenger RNA. Lineage: Eukaryota; Dinophyceae; Prorocentrales; Prorocentraceae. The record is from the annotation of a GenBank genome assembly.
AUGUUUGGUGCAUUUGGGGGGUACUUUGUACUUCUCGUCCAAAAUCCCCCCUGUGGGGGCACAGGCUCGACCGAACUCCAGGCCUCCGAUCUCGAGGGAGGCCCGGCGCCCCGAUCCGCGAGGGGUCCGCCCGGCGGACCUCCGGAGCAGCUCGGUGCGGGUGCCGUGCGCUGCUCCUCUGCGGACGGCGGCGAGGCGGGCGUGCUGCCGGAGCUGGGCUUCGAGGAGGCAGGCGUGCUGCUGGAGCUGGGCUUCGACGAGGCGGCGGAGGUCGUCGACCAGGACCUGCUGGAGGGCGUGCGGGCGGCGCUCGGCCACCCUUUGCACAGGGCCUGCGAGCCGAGCGAGGGCCUCGUCGACUACUACCGCAG